Megalopta genalis is the source of this 1067-nucleotide messenger RNA. RefSeq names its product TweedleT (gene TwdlT). The record is from RefSeq and is a predicted model, not a curated record. Gene Ontology annotation, cellular component: chitin-based extracellular matrix. Gene Ontology annotation, biological process: chitin-based cuticle development. Gene Ontology annotation, molecular function: structural constituent of chitin-based larval cuticle. NCBI's taxonomy places the organism in Eukaryota, Metazoa, Arthropoda, Insecta, Hymenoptera, Halictidae.
GGAACAGCAGCAACCAUGAGGGCAUUCAUGAUCGUGGUGCUCGCCGCAUCGGCGAUGGCGCGACCGGAAGCCGGCUACUCGUACUCCCAGCCCAGCUCUAGCUACGGCGCACCUAGCGGGGGUGGAUCCACCGGAAUCGGCGGUGGAUUGGGCGGAGGUUUCGGCGGCGGAUUUGGCGGUGGCCUCGGAGGAGGCGGCGGACUUGGAGGAGGCGGCGGAGGCGGCGGCGGAUUCGGCGGCGGAUUCGGCGGCGGUCUUGGCGGUGGUCUCGGCGGCGGUCUUGGCGGCGGUCUCGGCGGCGGCGGCGGCGGCGGUGGCGGAUUCGGUGGCGGAUUCGGCGGCGGCGGCGGCGGUGGCGGCGGAUUCGGAGGCGGCUCUCUGAUCCAGAAGCACAUCUACGUCCACGUGCCGCCACCAGAGGCCCCCGAGGACAGGCCCAGCAGACCGAUCGCUCCUCCGGCGCCGGCCCAGAAGCACUACAAGAUCAUCUUCAUCAAGGCGCCGACGCCGCCAACGCCGACCGCACCGAUCAUCCCGGCGCUGCCGCAACAGGAUGAACAGAAGACCUUGAUCUACGUGUUGGUCAAGAAACCAGAAGAGGCGCCCGAGAUCAACCUGCCGACCAUCGCGCCCACGCAGCCCAGCAAGCCCGAGGUCUACUUCAUCAAAUACAAGACACAGAAGGAGGUCACCGGCGGAGGCGGCGGCGGCGGUGGCGGCGGAAUCGGCGGCGGAAUCGGCGGAGGAAUCGGCGGAGGAAUCGGCGGAGGAAUCGGCGGAGGAAUUGGCGGAGGAAUUGGCGGAGGUAUCGGAGGAGGAAUCGGUGGAGGAAUCGGCGGCGGUUUGGACGGCCACGGAGGCGGCGGCGGCGGAAUCGGCGGUGGAAUCGGCGGCGGAAUCGGUGGCGGCAGCGGCCCAAGCGGGCCCAGCUCGAGCUACGGGGCGCCCGGCGGCGGCGGCUCGGGGCCCUACUAGUCAGCCAAUCUGUCCCCGCAGAUCAUCCUCCUCCACCCGCAAUCGGCCUAACUCCCACGCUCCGCGACACGCACGCAUUCACGACUUCGGCC